Bubalus bubalis (water buffalo) is the source of this 2132-nucleotide messenger RNA. It is a transcript of the gene OXTR, whose product is annotated as oxytocin receptor. Gene Ontology annotation, biological process: maternal process involved in parturition; positive regulation of vasoconstriction; G protein-coupled receptor signaling pathway. The record is from RefSeq and is a predicted model, not a curated record. Gene Ontology annotation, molecular function: vasopressin receptor activity; oxytocin receptor activity; peptide binding. The coding region runs from base 1 to 1176 and encodes 391 amino acids. NCBI's taxonomy places the organism in Eukaryota, Metazoa, Chordata, Mammalia, Artiodactyla, Bovidae. The transcript is spliced from 2 exons. Gene Ontology annotation, cellular component: membrane.
AUGGAGGGUGCGUUUGCGGCAAACUGGAGCGCUGAGGAGGUCAACGGGAGCGCGGCGCCGCCGGGAACCGAGGGCAAUCGCACUGCCGGGCCGCCACAGCGCAACGAGGCCCUGGCGCGGGUGGAGGUGGCCGUGCUGUGCCUCAUCCUGUUCCUGGCGCUGAGCGGCAACGCGUGCGUGCUGCUGGCGCUGCGCACCACGCGCCACAAGCACUCGCGCCUGUUCUUCUUCAUGAAGCACCUGAGCAUAGCCGACCUGGUGGUGGCGGUGUUCCAGGUGCUGCCGCAGCUUCUGUGGGACAUCACGUUCCGCUUCUACGGGCCCGACCUGCUGUGCCGCCUCGUCAAGUACCUGCAGGUGGUGGGCAUGUUCGCGUCCACCUACCUGCUGCUGCUCAUGUCGCUCGACCGCUGCCUGGCCAUCUGCCAGCCGCUGCGCUCGCUGAGCCGCCGCACCGACCGCCUGGCGGUACUCGUCACAUGGCUCGGCUGCCUGGUGGCCAGCGCGCCUCAGGUGCACAUCUUCUCGCUGCGCGAGGUGGCCGACGGUGUCUUCGACUGCUGGGCCGUUUUCAUUCAACCCUGGGGGCCCAAAGCCUACAUCACGUGGAUCACGCUCGCCGUCUACAUUGUGCCCGUCAUCGUGCUUGCCACCUGCUAUGGCCUUAUCAGCUUCAAGAUCUGGCAGAAUUUACGGCUCAAGACGGCGGCGGCGGCGGCAGAGGCUGCCGCGGGGGCUGAGGGCGCGGCGGCAGACUGGGCGGGGCGCGCGGCUCUGGCCCGCGUCAGCAACUUCAAGCUCAUCUCUAAGGCCAAGAUCCGCACGGUCAAGAUGACCUUCAUCGUCGUGCUGGCCUUCAUCGUGUGCUGGACGCCAUUCUUUUUCGUGCAGAUGUGGAGUGUCUGGGAUGCCGAUGCGCCCAAGGAAGCCUCGCCUUUCAUCAUCGCCAUGCUCCUGGCCAGCCUCAACAGCUGCUGCAACCCCUGGAUCUACAUGCUCUUCACGGGCCACCUCUUCCAAGAACUUGUGCAGCGCUUCCUCUGCUGCUCAUUCCGCCGCCUGAAAGGCAGCCGGCCUGGGGAGACAAGCGUCAGCAAAAAGAGCAACUCGUCCACCUUUGUCCUGAGCCAGUACAGCUCCGGCCAGAGAAGAUGCUCGCAGCCAUCCAUGCUGUGACUGAUAGGGCCAGGACUGCCCUCCUUGGACCGUGCGACAGCGACACUCUGGUUCUUGGUGGCUGUGUGCAUGUGUGUAUAAGGUACCUUUCAGUUUGUACCCCUCUGCACCUUGGGCAGCUGCAGUUGGGUGGGGAAGCAACCCCCAUGGGGAAUAUGGUAGGGUGACUCCACCAUCAAGCCAAGCCCCGGAUCUUCCGUGGGCUCCCACGGGUACUUCUCCUGCCCUGACCCCCCUGCUGCCUUCCUUUAACAGUAAGUCCCCUACAUAAGAAUGGGUUCUGUUCUGAGAGCACGUUUGUAAGUCUAAUUUGUUAGUAAGUCCAACAAAGUUAGCCUGGGUACCCAGCUAACACGGUCAGCUAUAUGGUACUGUACUAGUCUACUGUAUAGUAUAGUGCUGUAUAGAGGACUGUACUGAACUAGCAUAUUACUGCACUGUAAUAGGUUUGUAAUACUUUUCACACAAGUAAUACAUACAUAAAACAAACGCAGAAAGUAAAGCAUUUUCAGUCUUAUAGUAGAGUGCCUUAAAAAGUACACCUGGAAUACAGGGGCUGCCAUGCCUCUUUGAAAGUUUGCAACUAGAAGGUCUGUGUGUAGAGGACUUACUGUAUUCUGGGAUCUUGAGAGAGGUAGUAAGUAUAAGAUUGGUGACCAGAUGGGUACAGAAGCCUAGCAUGCUGAGCUUGGGGUGAGCACUAGGGCCUUGCUGGUGGUGGUGCUAAUAGCCUCCUGGCCUCAAAGUGCUUUUGCCUCUGAGUGGACUGGUGCUGGCAUCCUCGAGCACCGACUUGCCUGAAGGUGGCCCUAGAACAGGGGAUUCUCUUAGGAGACUGUCUGGCACAGGCAGCCAAGUAAAACUUGGGUUAAAAGUGUUUGAUAUGCUAAUACUUAAGAAGCAUUUGGGAAAGAAAAAGGAAAUAAAAGACAUCCAAGUGUGUAAAAGAAGUAAAA